This is a messenger RNA of Leptomonas pyrrhocoris, 1761 nucleotides long. Its product is annotated as putative phosphoprotein phosphatase. The coding region runs from base 1 to 1761 and encodes 586 amino acids. Gene Ontology annotation, cellular component: nucleus; cytoplasm. Lineage: Eukaryota; Euglenozoa; Kinetoplastea; Trypanosomatida; Trypanosomatidae. The record is from RefSeq and is a predicted model, not a curated record. The transcript has a single exon. Gene Ontology annotation, molecular function: protein serine/threonine phosphatase activity.
AUGCCGCAUAGCACGCUGAGCGCGUCCCGGCGGCAGCGCACCUCUGAAAGCGAGGCGCGGGCCCCCUUCAGCUCCUUCCGCAGCAACGACGGCGAUCCGUUUAAUGAAGACUCUACUCCCUACACGACCUACGGCGCCGGCGCCGGCAGCGUCGCGGCCAGCCCGUCCACGUCCCCCUGCGCCUCCGUCUCACCACCGGCGGGACUGUCACCAGAGACCAACGCCCUCUGCGCGCAGGCGCCGUCCGCCGCGGCGAGCUUCACCCGCAAAGUCACCGCGUGGCUGCCGCAGCGGAAGUCGUCCUCGCCGGCCGGCACGUUGAUUCCACUGGAGAGCAAGCGGUCCAAAGCGGAUGCCGCCGGUACGAAGGGGAAGGCUGCCCACGCGGUCCCACCACUUCAGCUGGUCGGCCGGAUCAACGCCGACAACGCCGCCGCCUCGCAACGUGGCACCUCCAUAACGCUCAGGUCGCCGACGUUCAUCGUGACGCCGCGUGGGGCUGUACCCGUCAGCCCGCGUGUGGGGAUGACGACAACAGCGACAACCCCAGUGGCCACCACCCCCACGCCCCGCAAUCCACCCACUACGCGUCCGCGCAGCCUCUCGUCUGCUCCGAUGGUGCCCGUGCGUCACCAAACCACGCCGCCACCGGUGCUCACGGCAGGAUCCAAAAGUAGUGGGAUCGCCGCAGCCGCAGCCGCAACAGGUGCCGCUUCUACUCUACCUCGCCAGGGUGCAUCAGCGACGCACGAGCCGUUCCUCGAUGCGCAGCCCGCAGUGCCACCAAAGAUGCGUCUCUCAGGCGAGGGAGGUUGCAUCAUUAGCAGUAGUAGUAAUCAUAAUAACGGUGCUGGUCAGCCCAGCGCUGGGAGCCCUGCGGAGGCCGCGGCGGCUUCCUCGUCCGCCAUCGGUAAGCCAACGCCCGUCGUCGGCAACCACGCGCGUGCCACCGCCCGUCGGUCGGUCAGUCGGAGCUGCUCCACGCUGUGUUUCGUGACGGAUACGUCGGCGAGCAGUGCCCUCGCGAGCCUGGAAGAGGAGGAGCUGAGGCCAAAUGCGGCGCGGCCGCCCUUCUUCAGCGCCGCCCCCGCACGCGGGGACUUCGUGGCGAUGAUUGAGUGGUUGCUGUGUCGUGGAGAGCAGCGUGACAUUGGGCUGCCCCCUGCAUCUGUGUCCAUCGUCAAUGGACGUAGCAGGAGCCCGCGCCUGACGCCGCCGCCGCCGACGUUCUUUACGGAGGACAACAUCACGAAGCUGUGCACGGCCGCCACGCAGGUGCUGUCCGCCGAGCCGGGCCUGCUGGAGCUCGACGUGCCCGCCGACGACACCCUCAUCGUCGUUGGCGACAUCCACGGCCAGUUCCAGGAUCUCUACACGAGUGUGCUGUGCCAGCAGUACGACCGCCGUCGGUGCAACCCCGGCGGCCUGGACCGCCACUUCCUCUUCAUGGGCGACUACGUGGAUCGCGGCCCGCACAGUUUGGAGGUGGUGCUUCUGUUGUUGGCGCUGAAGGUGGAGUACCCCUCGCUGGUAUACUUGACCCGCGGCAACCACGAGGAGGAGAAGACGUCGCGCGUGUACGGGUUCCUGACGGAGGCGACGUCCUCGUUGGGCGCCGUGGCCGGGGGUGCGGUGUGGAGCGCGGUGAACAAAGUCUUCCUCGAUCUGCCUCUGGCGGCCAUCGUGCAGACACCGCACAUGCGCUUCUUCGUGACGCACGGCGGCCUCUACACUCCCCAAAAAGAGAAUUAUCAAGCGUAA